AUGGAGCACGGUUACGUGUCUUCAAGCCAUCCAUCUCAACCGCAAUGUCCACACGGCCUCAUCUGCCACGCCGUGAAUGGCCCGGGCUUCCCGUUCGAGGAGACGGCGCCUUGUGAUCUUCGCUCUGGGCAUGAAGCUCGAUCAGAGAGGAUCGAUCCUUCGGUCCAGGGACACGUCCCGGGCUUUAAGGGCACGCAGUCUCUGUCUGUCUGUCUGUUUGUCAUUGAUAUCAACUAUCGCAAGUGCAAGAAUGUAUAUCGAAGCAUCAACCGUCCGUCACCCAUCAACCGUCAACCCCGUCAACCGUGA
Messenger RNA from Aspergillus terreus NIH2624, 309 nucleotides. RefSeq lists its product as uncharacterized. The record is from RefSeq and is a predicted model, not a curated record. The transcript has 2 exons. The coding region runs from base 1 to 309 and encodes 102 amino acids. Lineage: Eukaryota; Fungi; Ascomycota; Eurotiomycetes; Eurotiales; Aspergillaceae.